AUGAAGAAGAAGACCACCCUUCUUGAUCUCUCACUUCUUCUCAUCACCUUCGUUCUCGCCUCCUCAUCACUCUCCGUCGUCUGUGGUGCUCAGGAGCACCACCACCACAACGGCAUUAUCAGCCAUGGAGCUCUCUCCCACGCCGAAGCCCUCUACAUCAAGCAGCGCCAGCUCCUCUACUACAGGGACGAGUUCGGCGACCGAGGCGAGCUAGUCACCGUCGACCCAUCUCUGGUUUUCGAGAACCAGAGAAUCAGAAAUGCUUACAUAGCUUUACAAGCUUGGAAGCAAGCCAUUCUCUCCGACCCGCUUAAUCUCACGGGUAAUUGGGUCGGAUCUAAUGUCUGCAGCUACACCGGAGUCUUCUGCACAAAAGCCCUAGACAACAGCUCCAUCCGAACCGUAGCUGGGAUUGAUCUCAACCAUGGCGACAUUGCUGGGUACUUGCCUGAAGAGCUUGGGCUGCUUGUAGAUCUCGCAUUGUUCCACAUCAACUCCAACCGCUUCUGCGGGACUGUGCCUCACAAGUUCAAGCAGCUCAAGCUGCUCUUUGAGCUCGAUAUCAGCAACAAUCGGUUUGCUGGGAAGUUUCCUCGGGUUGUUCUUCAGCUGCCAAAGCUAAAAUUUUUGGAUCUGAGGUUCAAUGAGUUCGAAGGGACUGUGCCCAAGGAGCUGUUCGACAAGGACUUGGACGCCAUUUUCAUCAACCACAACAGGUUCAGGUUCGAUCUGCCGGAUAACUUCGGGAACUCGCCGGUCUCCGUCAUCGUCCUCGCCAACAACAAGUUCCACGGCUGCGUUCCGGCGAGCCUGGGCAACAUGUCGAACCUCAACGAGAUCAUUCUGAUGAACAAUGGGUUCAGGUCCUGCUUGCCGGAGGAGAUUGGGAUGCUCAAGAACUUGACGGUGUUUGAUGUGAGCUUCAACCAGUUCUUGGGUUCGCUGCCGGAGACGAUUGGAGGGAUGGUGAGCUUGGAGCAGCUCAAUGUGGCCCACAACUUGCUAUCUGGGACGAUUCCGGCCAGUAUUUGCUCGCUGCCGAGGCUGCAGAAUUUCACUUACUCUUACAACUUCUUCACCGGCGAGCCGCCGGUGUGUCUGGGCUUGGCGGGUUUCGAUGAUAAGAGGAAUUGCUUGCCGAAUAGGCCGGCGCAGAGGCCGGCGGCGAAGUGUAAGUCGUUCUUGUCUAGGCCCGUGGAUUGUAAGUCGUUUAGAUGUAAACCCUUUGUUCCUUCUUUGCCUUCUCCUCCUCCGCCUUCGCCACCGCCUGUUUUGGUUCCUUCACCGCCUCCCCCGGUUGUUUUACCCCAAUCGCCACCACCUCUACCUCCACCGCCACCGGUUUUCUCACCACCCCCACCACCCCCACCGGUUUUCUCACCACCCCCACCACCGCCUCCAGUUUACUCACCACCCCCACCACCUCCUUCACCGCUACCCCCACCACCGCCACCGCCACCGCCACCACCUCCACCUCCCACACCGACCCCGCCCCCACCUUCCCCACCACCACCACCUCCCCCGUCACCUCCACCACCACCGCCACCAACAGCAUCGCCACCACCUCCACCAACAGCAUCGCCGCCAUAUUGUGUGCGGCCCCCACCACCACCGCCACCAAAUUCACCACCACCACCGGCUCCAUUGAGCUCUCCACCUCCACCCACUCCUUACCUUUACAAUUCACCUCCACCCCCACCUCCUCAUUCACCACCACCACCUCCACAUUCACCACCACCACCAAUUUAUCCGUAUCCAUCACCUCCACCUCCCGUCCAUUCCCCACCUCCCCCAGUGUACCAGUCCCCUCCACCACCACCACUUUGUAUAGAGCCACCCCCUCCACCUUCCCCACCACCACCAUGUAUUGAGUACUCACCACCACCACCACCACCAACUCCCAUUGUGUACUUGCCCCCACCUUCACCCUCACCACCACCUCCUGUCUAUUCUUCCCCACCUCCACCGGUUCAAUAUAGUUCUCCACCCCCACCUCCCCCAGUCUACCAGUCCCCUUCCCCACCACCACCGGUUCAAUAUAGUUCUCCACCCCCACCUGUUCACUACAGUUCCCCACCCCCACCAUCACCAUCCCCACCACCCCCAAUUCCAUGUGAAACGCCACCACCUCAUUCAUCCCCACCACCACCGUCGCCACCGGUUCACUACCAUUCCCCACCCCCACCGGUUCACUACAGUUCACCAACACCGCCAAUUGUUUAUGAAAGCCCACCGCCUCCCACUCCUGUAUAUGAGGGCCCAUUGCCACCCAUCUUUGGAGUUUCAUACGCGUCUCCUCCGCCACCACCCUUCUAUUGA
Molecule: messenger RNA, 2319 nt
Organism: Prunus armeniaca (apricot)
Lineage: Eukaryota; Viridiplantae; Streptophyta; Magnoliopsida; Rosales; Rosaceae
Source: the annotation of a GenBank genome assembly